CUGACGAAGACAAACUUAAUGAGACUAACUAUUGGACCAAUAUCUGUUGACGAUUGCUAAAACUUCAUGAUAACUCACUCACCAAUACAAACUUGACUAAGUAAGACUAACUCACUUUUUCAAACAGGUCCUGGUAAUGACUGCGGUACUUACACGCCACCAGCUGGUACUACUGCGUUUUCUGUAGAUGACGUGGCUGUAAAAUAUUUGGUUUGCAACGACGGGAAGGCCUGGCUCUCGAACCUCCCUUUUCAAAUAGUUAUGUGCAUUAGUGGAAAUUGGACUCAAGUACUAGAUGUUUGCCAUGAUACUGGAGACUUUCCUCGGGACUGUUCAUUUUUGGCCGAGAAAGGAGUUACAAACGCCACGAGUUCCAAUAUCGCACCUUCUGGAAGCAUUUUGCAGGGGAAAAUCACGGCUACUUGUUCAUUGUCUCCACAAAUAGGCAAUAGUGGUUGGACGAUGGUCAUGAAUUAUGAGUUAGGAACUUUUACAGAGCAAGAAUUUUUAAGUGGUUCUGGAUUAUCAACAAAAUAUUUCUUAGGAGUAGAGACGCUGCAGGUACUUACCUCGUACCGUCCUUUUACCCUCAGGUUCAUUAUAGUUGCUGCCGGUAAUGUAUAUACCACGGUUUAUGGAAGUUUUGUUAUUGAAAAUGGAACUUAUUCUAUCAUACGGCUUGGUGGAAUCCAUGGUACAGCAGGUGACUCAUUCAGCCAGUAUUUACAACAGCCUCUUGAUUGUACUGCAAUGGUGUGCUGGUGGCAAUCAGCUUCCAUCAAUGCCAAUGUAAAGAUGGCCCAUGCUACUGGAAUUAAUUGGCCUGCCAUAGGUUCGGCAGGUAUGCCUCCAAGUAAAAUACUGAUUUUUGCACGUCCUGAACAAUUUGAUCUGGCAUACAACUGCCCACCAUUCCUGGUUACACCUUUAGGGGACACCCACACAACAGUAUUCACAACUACAAUAAGAACUGUUGGUGUUAAAGUUAACUUUACUUGCUCAGGAACUCUUUAUUAUGAAAUUCAAGAAAAUGGAGUGCUUUCAACAGCAGGAAGUUCAUCCUGUCAGUUGAUUGGAGGAGUUUUGAAUUGGACGAGAAGAUUUGUACUUCCAUGCAAAAUUCUGCCUGCUCCUGCCAACUUCGUCUUAUCAGAUCAGCAUGAUCGAUAUUACAAUUUCUCAGUGACGCCGGCAGCUUCAUUUUUUGAUGCAUCUGCAAGGUGCAAUGCAAUGGGUUCAUCACUUGCAACUAUAGAUUACAUUAGCAACAUGAAAAGGGCUUUACCUGGUGUCUUGUAUUAUACUGCACACAACAUGAGAGUCUCGGAGGUAAUAGACCCGCCCAUAACAGCUACUUCAUCAUGCUACAAGAAAAAUGCUUGCAGGCUAAAGGCGGACAACGAAUGCAUUGUGCUCAUUGACACAGGAGAACAUUAUGCAUUGAGUUGUUUUAAUGAAACAUUCCAUUACAUCUGCAUGCUUCCAGGGUAUUGCCCUGAUGGUUACACAGAAGUGAAGGGAAACUGUUACAAAGCCAUGAAUUAUUUUGGUUUCCCCCUAGGUUCUUACAGUUAUUGCAGUGGUUAUGAUUCUGGGCUAUUCCAUCCUUAUAGUGACACUGAUAUAUAUGAAUUACUGGAAAAAGGAGCCAUACGGCGUAAUGUGGUCUAUGUGACAGCCCUUCGUACUUGGUAUGUUGGAGGAUUGGAUACAGUGGAUCCAAACCUGGCGACCCAAUUGCCGUCAUCUCCCGAUGAUCAGUGGUUCCGCUUUAUCAUUUAUGAUAAUGAUACAAUAACUUACAUUGGUGACCUAGUAGAUGGAGGUGUUGCUGGUACUGCCAUUUGCCACUACCCAAGAUAUCAAACGGUUUGUAGAACUACCCCUAGACUUGCAUUGGGCAGCGUAUCAAGGAAAUUGACAAGUUAUGCAGUCGGAGCUGUAGCAGUUUAUAGUUGUUCUGAUGGCUGGUUUGUUGGUGGCAAUACAAAUGUAACAGUGCAGAAUAUAAGAUGCUUAGGGCAGCUAGGGGAAUGGUACCCAGAUGUUCAAGACUGUAUUCAUGUUCAGGUGUGCAAUGAAACGCUCUCUGCUCCUUCUAACCUCAUAACUAACAUCAGUGAAUCUGACAUGCGAUACUUAGGUGGCAACAUUGUGUUUUAUUGUCCAGAAAAUAUGAGUACUCCUUCAGAUCUUACACAGCAGAUACUUACCUGCAGCAACGUUUCAGACACAGAAUUUAGAUUUCUGCCCACUGUGAUUGAAGACUGCACUGUAUGCCUUGGAACACCAUUAGUUACCCAAGGGACCGUCAGCAUAGGACCAGGUCCAUAUACUGUGGGCACAAAAGUUCUUGCAACUUGUAAUGAAAAUUACUUCUUUGCUAUUAAUGUCACUCAGAAGGAUUUAGGAUGUACUCCCACAGGGUGGCAGAAUGCAUCAUGUUUUGCAGCUUGUACAGACCCACCGCCUUUACCUGGUGCUAAUAUGAUAAGUCAAGAGAAUACAAUAGCAACAGUAGGGUCUACUUUGUGGUACAAUUGUACUGUUGAUGGGUUAUACAUCCAGACACCAUUUGGUCCAGUUGUUAGUACGCAGAUUGUAUGUGGAACUGAUCAUUUAUGGGCACCAAAUGAUCUUGUCAUGGACUGUGUUGAAGUGUGCUUAGAUGAUCCUCCAAUUGUAGCACUUCCAGUCAUUUCUUCAUGGAAUAAUGUGACCAGAGCUGUUGGUACUCAGGUUAACUACACAUGCCCCACAGACUAUGUCUUUGCCAACAGAGAGCUAAAUGUAUCUGUAACAUGUGAAGCAGAUAAAGUUUGGACAGAUAUAACUAUUCUUCAGUGUUUGCAAGUUGUACCAGUUUCACCUCCUCUUCCUCCUGGCAAUUACUCAGUAGGUGAAAAUAUUGUUCCCUAUUUAGUAAACCAAACUAUAAAUUUUACGUGCCCAGCAGGUCAGUUUACAAAAACAGGCAUAAGUUCUACUUUCAUUACUGGUACUGCGACAGGUUGGACUACACUAGAUCCAGAUUUUAUCUGCAUGGAAGUAUGUAAAGAGGACCCCACCAUCCCUGACUUAGCUUCCAAUGUCUCAUCAUCAUGGGAUGGAGUGGACAAGACAGUUGGGGCAGUGGUGAACUACACUUGCCCCAAAAAUUACCUUUUCCUAACCAAAAAUGAAACAUUGACUACUACUUGUAUGGAGAAUUUUACAUGGACAAAUGCACAUGAAGAUAUCCUUAUUUGUGUGGAAGUUGUGGAAGAUGAGCCAGAUCCCGGACCGUUAGGUGAGAAUAUGACGGUAACAGGAACUGUAAAGCCUUACCUUGUUGGUCAAGUGGUGACAUUCCAUUGCCCGGAAGGCCAGUUUUCACUUGCAGGCACCAAUCAAACUGAAGUUAUUGCCACUUCUGGAGGCUGGAUACAGACUGACCCAGAUUUUAUUUGUUUGGAUGGAAUUGAGCCACCACCUCCUCCAGGCUAUAAUUUGAUUCUGGAGCCAAAUAGAACAGUUUAUGUAUCUGGAAAUCAGGUUAAUUACUCCUGCAUGGAAGGAUUUUCGUCAGUUAUCAAUAUUGAUUUUAUUACUUUGACUGCAGUGGUUGGUGGGUGGACACCAAAAUAUCCACCUUACACUUUCUUUUGCACAGGCAUAGUCUCUAAAGAUUAGUCUUACAGAUGUGGUUCAUGUAAAGUACAGGUCAUUACUAGAGCCUAUUAUUUGCCAACUCAAGGCACUAGACAUCUUAGUAUGCGCCCUUGGAUGACCCAGAAGAGGGGGGCCAUUGGCUUUGUACACCCUUGAAACUUAGGUUCGUAGUAGGUAUGGGAAAGUACUGUACCUUCACGAAACUUGAUCAUCUUUGUUUACUGAUGAAUAAUGCUUUUUGUCAACUGAUGAUGCAAGAAAACAGAUUUUCAUAAGUAUCAUUUCCAUAAACUAAAUAAAAGCAAAAUCUCAUUUCAAAAGCUAGAGCUAUAUGAAAUACACAAAAGGACAUGAAGCUAGAUACUCGCACAUCUUCCCAUAAACUGAAUAGAAAAUGUCAUAUCAAACACCAAAGCUAUGGGGGUACAAAAGACAAAGAAAAUUCAGACCUCAUCUGGAUUCACUUUGACUCUCUUUGGGAGACAUGACUGGUUAAGGAUUAGCUAUUGAAAACUGAUUCAUUGACAACAUCAGAAAGUAGAAAAGUACUCCUUAUCAGAUACCAUUUCAAGGAUGUCUCUCACAGAUAAAUGAGUCAAAUAAUGGGAUGGUGGAAACCAUCACAUAAAUUUACAUAGAGAACUGCCUGAGUUGCCAAAUUUAUACAGUAAAAACACUGUUAUGCAGAACACCAUGAAUGCUGUACAAAGAACAGUGGUACUACCAAAAGAUGACAUAUAAACUAACAAGAUGAUAAUACUGGGAUCUUCAAAUAAGAUAAAGGCUAAAAUGUCAUAAAAAACAGAUUCAUGGCUAACCAUAUAAGAAAAAUAGGACUUUCCUUCAAGUUGUCAAUAAUAAAAUUCAGUGAGCAAAACAGAGAUAAGAAAAAUAGUAACCUUCUUCAAGUUAUCAACAAUAAAAUUCAGUGAACAAAACCAAGACAAUAGAUUUUACCAUGAGUAUUUGUCUUUUUAUUUUGAUCCAUGUUAUAAAAGUAGAGAGCUUUACAUAAUGAAGGCCUGGUAUGUUAAUAGCUGUGAAAUACCAUUUCAGUUUAUGGUGCAACAUUAAUAGGCACUGAUUUUUUUAUACAGCAGUCAAUUCAAUAGUUGAUAUAUUUUAAUCUUGCUAUAAAUAUUAGUGAAAUAUGGAUCAUCAUAGGCCACCUCUAUGAGAGUAAAGUAUAUUUUAGAUUAAUGAUCUGAUUAAAGUACAAGAUCCCUAUUAACAUUCAUAUGUCAGGUUUUCCCCUUUCAGUAGUAGAUCUGAAUUCUCUUCACUCUAAUCUACCAAAUUUGGCAGGAGUCAUCAUCAGUGGCCCUUUCAGUUUCCAGGCCUUCCUACUAUUCUUCAUCCUAUCACUUCCUUUUAUACUACUUUUAGGAUUUCUUUUACUUAUUGUCUUUUCACGUCUUAAACUUUUUCAGUCCGUGAGAUCUGUCUGUCAUAAGUGUGACUGCUUCUUUUUACCUAUUCGUAAAAUUAUUUGUAUUUUCACAAAAAACAUUAAAAUGUUUUGCUAAAAUUUUUGUCAUCAUGAGGGUAAUGCAAAAUUUUUAAGGAUACAAUAGGCAGUCAUUACCUGCCUCGAAGCAGCCCACUAUUUUCAUGGAGAACAAAUAGUUUAACCUGUGAUGUACCAUACUGAUUGAAUUUUCAUUGAAGCAGUACCUCUAAAGCACGUCUUAUUUUUACCUGCUACUAAGAACAUUGCUUUGUUACUGGUUACUUGACUAAAUAUUGUUUUUUUACAGGCUGUGAUUCUUCAUAUUCUUAUUGAGACAAAACUUUAACAUGUUUAUUUGAAGAAUAGUAAUACAGGUACUAUCCGACUUACAACCUACUCGACAUACGACCACUCGUACUUACAACCUUACUUCAGACAGUUGACCAUUGAGUUACUUGGCACUGUGCCAUCUCAUGAGAACUCUCAUCACUCAGGCAUGAGAACUCUCAUCACUCAGGCAGCAUCAGUUUGAGUUACCCUGCCCUAUCUGCAGCAUCAUUUGGUAUUAACUGUACUGUAGACUGAAUUGCAAACCAAUUUAUGUAAGAAUCAACUUCUGACAUGCAUGAAAGAACCUAACCCCAUUGUAAC
Messenger RNA from Macrobrachium nipponense, 5752 nucleotides. RefSeq names its product sushi, von Willebrand factor type A, EGF and pentraxin domain-containing protein 1-like. The transcript has 29 exons. Bases 262 to 3672 code for a protein of 1136 amino acids. The record is from RefSeq and is a predicted model, not a curated record. Lineage: Eukaryota; Metazoa; Arthropoda; Malacostraca; Decapoda; Palaemonidae.